GACUUUUGUGGUUUAUUUUUAAUAUAUUCAGAUUGCAUGUCUGAGGUUUUCGGUUGCAUUUGUUACUCAUUACGUACUAUACAAGUAAUUACUUAUUUAAAAAAUAAUCACAUUCUGUAAUCAAUUACCAUUAUCAGAUGUUUAUUAAAGUUAAUAAUGUAAUUAAAACAAAAUGCAGUGGCAUUAUUUGUGCAUUUAUUAUUUCACAAGUCUAGCGAUGGCUGUACUGUGGGUGACCGUUUUCGGUAGUGUUUUACUUUCAGCAGUAUGGGGUUUUGGUUUACCAGCCAGUACUGGAGAAAAUUAUGGUAUCUAUGGUGGACAUGAAAUUAGUAUCGAAGAAGCCCCCUAUAUGGUGGGAAUAUACGCCAGCACAUUCUUGUAUUGGGUAUUCAGAUUUAAGUGUGGAGGUUCCAUCAUUCACGAAAAAUUCGUUGUGACUGCUGCUCAUUGCGUCGUGGAUUUCUACUCUGUCCAAGUCGCCGUUGGAUCAAACCAUUUAGACCAAGGAGACUUCAUGUCUGUAGACGUGAGAAUCACUCGCAAUUAUGACCACUCCGUAAUAUUCAACGACAUUUGUCUGUUGAAGCUGGUGAAAUCUAUACAGUUUGGGUCUAGGAUGGCUCCAGUGCAGCUGCCUGAGGAUGGGUUUGAGCUGGAUUCUUUUACUCUGGUUAAUGUGACCGGGUGGGGAAAAACUGAAACUAAGGUAUUUUUAUAUUUUGUUAUAAUGAUUUGGCUGAAAUAGCCGGAUAAUCAAUCCAGUAUUUUAUGGGACAUUUAUGUCUGUUAUUAAAAGCGCUUCGAAUAUUAUGACAAACAUAGAAACGACGAAAAGUGUACAUGUUAUUGAAAUUAUGCUUAGACACCAUUGACAUAUAUCUAUGGCCUUACGGGCACUAAGAAUGGUGCUAGUUCAUCGGUGUCACUCACGAAUUCGAGCCAUUAGUGCAGUCUUAACGCAACUAGUUGCGACCA
Molecule: messenger RNA, 978 nt
Organism: Cydia pomonella (codling moth)
Lineage: Eukaryota; Metazoa; Arthropoda; Insecta; Lepidoptera; Tortricidae
Product: trypsin-3-like
Exons: 3
Coding region: 173-748 (191 amino acids)
Biological process (GO): proteolysis
Molecular function (GO): serine-type endopeptidase activity
Source: RefSeq, a predicted model, not a curated record